This is a messenger RNA of Naegleria lovaniensis, 1143 nucleotides long. RefSeq lists its product as uncharacterized. The record is from RefSeq and is a predicted model, not a curated record. Gene Ontology annotation, biological process: nucleophagy; autophagy of mitochondrion; protein localization to phagophore assembly site. NCBI's taxonomy places the organism in Eukaryota, Heterolobosea, Eutetramitea, Acrasida, Naegleriidae. The transcript has a single exon. Bases 1 to 1143 code for a protein of 380 amino acids. Gene Ontology annotation, molecular function: protein binding; phosphatidylinositol-3-phosphate binding; phosphatidylinositol-3,5-bisphosphate binding. Gene Ontology annotation, cellular component: phagophore assembly site membrane; cytosol; extrinsic component of membrane.
AUGUCCUCUAUUCAUCUUACAAGAUUAAACCCACCUCCUUCCUCCGCUUCAGAUAUUCUCUUCCUUGGCUUCAAUCAGGAUUUUAGUUGUAUGGCUGCUGGUGUAUCCAACGGCUUUCGUAUUUAUAAUUGCGAUCCGUACAAGGAAACCUUCAAAAGAGAGUUCUCUGGAUCUAUCGGUAUGGUAGAAAUGCUCUUCCGUUGUAAUAUCUUGGCUCUUGUUGGUGGAGGAAAUGAUCCAGCCUUCAAUAAGAACAAGGUCAUUCUCUGGGACGACAAUCAAUCAGCACCAAUUGGAGAACUCACAUUUAAAUCCGAAGUUAAGGCUGUCAAGCUGCGACGCGACAAGAUUGUUGUUGUGUUGGACAAGUAUGUGUACGUGUACAACUUUGACAAGUUGGAAAGAAUUAGAAAAUUCGAGACGUACAAGAACCCAAAGGGACUUGUUGCUUUGAGCCCAUCUGAUGAUUGUGUUCUUGCCUUCCCAAAUACAACCAAAGGUUCUGUUCGUGUGGAAUUACUCGAUCAAGACAGCUCCAUUCACAUUCCAGCUCACGAUGGUGCCAUCAAUUGUCUAGCUUUGAAUUCUGACGGUACAAGACUUGCCACUGCCUCCGAAAAGGGUACCUUGAUUCGUAUUUUCGAUACACACAAGGGAACCAAAUUACAAGAGGUCAGAAGAGGAGCUGACAAGGCUGACAUUUAUGGCAUUGCAUUCUCACCAGACUCUCAAUUCUUUUGUGCUUCUUCUGACAAGGGCACCAUCCACAUCUUUGCCAACAAUACAGGAAGCAACAACCCUGCAUCAUCCUCUUCACAAAACAACAACAACCAAUCCUCUUCAUCAUCCACAUCCAUUGCCACCAACAAUAGUCUUCCACCCACUACUGGCACUUCCCCAGACCAAAUCACAAACCGAAAAUCCAAAAUGUCAUUCUUUGGUGGAUACUUUGGUUCGGAGUGGUCUCAUUCGUGGUACAAGGGACCUGAGUGUCCUUCCAUUGUGUGCUUUGGCCAAGAUAGUCGCUCUGUAAUUGUUUUCACAGCUGAAGGUUCAUAUAUUAAGCUUGUAUUCGAUCCAAAGAAGGGAGGAGAAUGUCAAAGAAAGUCGUUUGCUCGUUUUGCCAAACCAAACAAGCACUAA